AUGGCUGUCACUUUCCCUCUCAAGUAUAAAGGUAGUUCUUCCUGGUCAAAAUACACAAUACCAACAAUUUGGAUGGCGUCCAUAGCAGUUCCAGGUCACUACGCCGUUUCAAAAACAAAGUUCUGCCCAAUCGAAGGAAAGUUCUACUGCAUUCCGAUGCCAUCUCCAGUUGAUGCCAUCUUGAUUAUAUCCCUUGGUUUUGGUCUUGCUCACGUCAUCAUAAUAGCUYUAUAUAUGGCAAUUGCCUACAAGCUCUGGACAAGAAGGAUUCCUGGUGAGCAAGCUGCAAAGGAAAGUGGGCACACAUCUGCUCAAAAAGUUGCCAGAAAGGUAACUCAAAUGAUUAUUUGCAUCAUUUUGGCAUUCGAAAUAUCAUGGACACCGAUGUUUAUUGGAUACGUUUUACCAGUACUUCUCACUGGUUCCGUAGAUGCACACGAUUUUAUCCGCUUCUUUGGGUUUAAGAUGCUCAUGAUUUCAAAUGGCAUUUCCAAUUUUGCCAUUUAUGCAGUUUUCAAUGAAAACUAUCGUAGAGCGUUUAAAGAAACCUUAAGCUGCAAGACUUUGGGAAAGAUCUUUGAAAACGUGAAGACCAAAGCCAAUAGUAACGUGGUAAGAGAUACAAGAAAUGAAUUAACACAGGAGACUUCCCUUGCAAGUAUCUCAGCAUAA
Exaiptasia diaphana is the source of this 672-nucleotide messenger RNA. RefSeq names its product neuropeptide FF receptor 2-like. Gene Ontology annotation, biological process: G protein-coupled receptor signaling pathway. The record is from RefSeq and is a predicted model, not a curated record. Bases 1 to 672 code for a protein of 223 amino acids. Gene Ontology annotation, molecular function: G protein-coupled receptor activity. The transcript has a single exon. Lineage: Eukaryota; Metazoa; Cnidaria; Anthozoa; Actiniaria; Aiptasiidae. Gene Ontology annotation, cellular component: membrane.